Anguilla rostrata (American eel) is the source of this 3956-nucleotide messenger RNA. RefSeq names its product lysine (K)-specific demethylase 1a (gene kdm1a). Bases 1 to 2763 code for a protein of 920 amino acids. Lineage: Eukaryota; Metazoa; Chordata; Actinopteri; Anguilliformes; Anguillidae. Gene Ontology annotation, biological process: negative regulation of transcription by RNA polymerase II; positive regulation of transcription by RNA polymerase II. The record is from RefSeq and is a predicted model, not a curated record. Gene Ontology annotation, molecular function: flavin adenine dinucleotide binding; transcription factor binding; chromatin binding. Gene Ontology annotation, cellular component: nucleus. The transcript is spliced from 23 exons.
AUGUGUUCUUACAUGGUUGCGUCGUUUUCAUUAGCGUCCAUUACGCAAGUAUUGAUCAAGGGAAAUUCACUUCUUGAAAACCCGGUUCUACUCGUGAACGCGCCACAUGUCCUGGGGUGCGCGCAGGUUUUGGAUGGCGUAGUGGGCGGGAUUCUACGUUUGGGAGGAACGGCUGCAAGGUUGCCUUUGUGCUGGCUGAUAACUACGGGGAUCCUAAGGGAGAGACCCCUGUCUACCUCCAUCAUGAUGUCCGGUAAGAAGUCGGACCCUGGUUCCUCGUCCUCGUCCUCCACCGCGGGGGGGCCCGGGGCCGAUCGGCCCCCGGAAGCCUCUCCCUCAGCCCAAACGGGGGCCCCCAGCUCCCUCCCCCCUCCCUCGGAGGGCGGGGUCCCCGGGGACCGCACCCUAAAGAAGAAGGAACGGGCGUCGCCCAGCCUAGAGCCCCCCCUGCCCCACCCCCACCUGCCGGGCCCCGGGGGGGUGGACCCGGACCCGGCCGAGGUCCGCCGGACCAGCCGCCGCAAGAGAACGAAACAGGUGGAGUACCGCGAGAUGGACGAGAGCCUGGCCAAUCUCUCCGAGGAUGAGUACUACUCCGAGGAAGAGCGGAACGCCAAGGCGGAGAAGGAGCGCAAGCAGGUGCCCCCGCCCCCCGCCCCGCCCGUGGAGGAGGAGAACGACAGCGAGCCGGAGGAGCCCUCGGGGGUGGAGGGCGCGGCCUUCCAGAGCCGCCUCCCCCAUGACCGUAUGACCUCACAGGAGGCCGCCUGCUUCCCUGACAUCAUCAGCGGCCCCCAGCAGACCCAGAAAGUGUUCCUGUACAUCCGCAACCGCACGCUUCAGCUCUGGCUUGAUAACCCCAAGGUCCAGCUGACCUUUGAGGCCACAGCUCAGCAACUGGAAAGCCCCUACAACAGUGACGCAGUGCUGGUCCACAGGAUACACAGUUACCUGGAGAGGCACGGCCUCAUCAACUUUGGCGUCUACAAGAGAGUCAAGCCCUUGCCCACUAAGAAGACGGGGAAGGUGAUCAUCAUCGGAGGGGGCGUGUCUGGUUUGGCCGCUGCCCGGCAGCUGCAGAGUUUUGGGAUGGACGUGACCGUGCUGGAGGCCAGGGACCGCGUGGGGGGGAGGGUGGCCACCUUCCGCAAGGGGAACUAUGUAGCUGACCUGGGAGCCAUGGUGGUGACUGGACUGGGUGGAAACCCCAUGGCUGUGGUCAGUAAGCAGGUGAACAUGGAGCUGGCCAAGAUCAAACAGAAGUGCCCCCUGUACGAGGCCAACGGUCAGGCCGGCGAACGGUGUACAAGUGUGCCGAAGGAGAAGGACGAGAUGGUGGAGCAGGAGUUCAACCGCCUGCUGGAGGCCACGUCCUACCUCAGCCACCAGCUCGACUUCAACUUCCUCAACAACAAGCCCGUGUCCCUGGGGCAGGCCCUGGAGGUGGUCAUCCAGCUGCAGGAGAAACACGUGAAAGACGAGCAGAUUGAACACUGGAAGAAGAUUGUAAAAACUCAGGAGGACCUGAAGGAGCUGCUUAACAAGAUGGUGGGCACUAAGGAGCGGGUGAGGGAGCUGCAUCAGCAGUAUAAGGAGGCCAGUGAGGUGAAGCCCCCCAGAGACAUCACCGCCGAGUUCCUGGUCAAGAGCAAACACCGCGACCUGACCGCGCUCUGCAAGGAGUACGACGAGCUGGCGGAGACGCAGGUGAAGCUGGAGGAGAAACUGCAGGAGCUGGAGGCUAACCCGCCCAGUGACGUGUACCUGUCGUCGAGGGACCGCCAGAUCCUGGACUGGCACUUUGCCAACCUGGAGUUUGCCAACGCCACACCCCUGUCUACCCUGUCCCUGAAGCACUGGGAUCAGGAUGAUGAUUUUGAGUUCACAGGAAGUCACCUGACCGUGCGGAACGGCUACUCCUGUGUUCCUGUGGCCCUGGCCGAGGGGCUGGACAUCAAACUCAACACAGCGGUGCGGCAGGUCCGCUACACGGCCUCCGGCUGCGAGGUGAUCGCAGUGAACACGCGCAGCACCACGCAGACCUUCAUCUAUAAGUGCGACGCGGUCCUGUGCACGCUCCCGCUGGGCGUGAUGAAGCAGCAGCCCCCCGCCGUGCAGUUCGUGCCCCCCCUGCCCGAGUGGAAGACCUCCGCCAUUCAGAGAAUGGGCUUCGGCAACCUCAACAAGGUGGUGCUGUGCUUUGACCGCGUGUUCUGGGACCCCAGUGUGAACCUGUUCGGCCACGUGGGCAGCACCACGGCCAGCCGGGGGGAGCUCUUCCUCUUCUGGAACCUCUACAAGGCUCCUAUCCUAUUGGCUCUGAUGGCGGGGGAGGCGGCCGGAAUCAUGGAGAACAUCAGUGAUGAUGUCAUCGUUGGCCGCUGCCUCGCCAUUCUCAAGGGCAUCUUUGGCAGCAGUGCCGUGCCACAGCCUAAGGAAACCGUGGUAACACGUUGGCGGGCGGACCCCUGGGCUCGCGGCUCGUACUCCUACGUGGCGGCCGGUUCCUCCGGCAACGACUACGACCUGAUGGCCCAGCCCAUCACCCCCGGCCCGGCCAUCCCCGGGGCCUCACAGCCCGUCCCUCGGCUCUUCUUCGCGGGCGAGCACACGAUCCGGAACUACCCGGCCACGGUGCACGGGGCGCUGCUGAGCGGCCUGAGGGAGGCGGGCCGGAUCGCCGACCAGUUCCUGGGCGCCAUGUACACCCUGCCCCGGCAGGCCACGCCCACCGCCAACCCACAGCCCUCCCCCAGCCUCUAGACCCCGCCUCCUUCCACCAGACCACUCCUACAGUCCUCCUCCAGCCUCUAGACCCCGCCUCCUUCCACCAGACCAUACCCACAGCCCUCCCCCAGCCUCUAGACCCCGCCUUCUUCCACCAGGCCACACCCACAGCCCUCCUCCAGCCUCUAGACCCCGCCUCCUUCCUCUAGGACACACCAUUGAUGUAGUCACCUCCGCACAUACACCUGGGCUGUCAUGUCCUGUCGUGUCUUUACAACAACAACAAAAAACAGUCGAUAAAGCUUGAGGCUUGUUUGGGUUUUGGGGUUUUUCUCCUUGCACAGACUCUAGCCCCUGUAGGCUCAGAGAUCCCAGAAUUCUUUGCUACUUAGGGGAACCACAUGAUGUAAAACCUGUCCCUUAACCCCACUACCCCCCCCCCCCAAUCCCUAAGAUAUUUAAACCCACCCCAGCUGGUUCAGCUCCCUUUUGUGAACAUAACCUCCUCCCCCGACCCCACCCCUCAUCCCUGAGGGUCACCUUUGAAGAAGAGCAUGCUGGGGGAAAGUGUCCGCACAUGGAUGCAAUUACACAGGUGUGAAGUCCGGCCUUUUCUGCUCCCCCCCCCUGCCAACCCCACCAUCGAAACACCACUCGCACUGGCAUUACCGGCGGCGUCCCGGGCCCACGGGCGUGAACACUGACAAUUUAGGCUUUCCCGACCCCCGAACUCCCUCCACCGCUGCAGGUUUGUUUUCGUUUAACGGUGGGACGGGACGACCGUCGUGCUCCUGUGAACCUCUCCUAUCACCUCGUCGUCGUUUUACGAAAAAAUAAUUUUAUUGCUCUGCGUUUCAGUGACGGGGUUUGCGGCCUUAGGCCCGCGAGCCCUAUGCUAUCCUGGUUGAACUGUAGACUUAAUAAUAUGUAGGUCACACGGAGGUUUCAGUGCCCCCUGCUGGCAUUAACUGGAAUCUGCGUAAGGCUUCUUUUUAUUAUUGUUUUUUUUGUUUUUUGUUUAGAAGUUUAAAAAAGUGUAAAAAAAAAAAAAACAGUACUCUCCCUUUCCCAAAGUGAGAGGGACAUAAUUAUGAUUUAAAAUAUAUUUUUUUGUCGUCCUCCAUUACUGCUGGAGUUUAAAGUGCUCAACUUUUUUUUGUCAUUGCAUACUUUUUAUACUUUGUGAAACUUUGGGUACAAAAAUAAUAAUAAAAAAAAGAUACUCUGAA